Molecule: messenger RNA, 4275 nt
Organism: Dromiciops gliroides (monito del monte)
Lineage: Eukaryota; Metazoa; Chordata; Mammalia; Microbiotheria; Microbiotheriidae
Gene: PAIP2B
Product: poly(A) binding protein interacting protein 2B
Exons: 5
Coding region: 240-617 (125 amino acids)
Biological process (GO): negative regulation of translational initiation
Cellular component (GO): cytoplasm
Molecular function (GO): mRNA regulatory element binding translation repressor activity
Source: RefSeq, a predicted model, not a curated record
UCCAGGGAGAGAGCAGCACGCACUAUCAUUUGUAAAGCUUCUCCUAAUGUGGCCAACACAAACCAGAACCCAGCACACACUGUGGCUGUGUGCCCCAGGUCUGGUGGAGGAGAACUGCUGAGUGCUUCGCAGUGGGCCCCUGAGCAGCUAACUGUAAGUGCUUCGGUCUGCCUUUAAGGAAGGGAGAAGAGCAGUGCGAACUAACUCAUCGAAGAGGUCUUCAGGGAGUAGAUUCUUUAAUGAUGAAUGGGCCCAAUGUUGCCAACACAACACCCAAUGCAAAAUCCAAAGAGGACCAGGUGGUGAAUGGGCGUGAUGAGAAGGAGAACAACCCCUUUGCCGAGUACAUGUGGAUGGAGAAUGAAGAGGAUUUCAAUAGACAGGUGGAGGAAGAACUUGAGGAACAAGACUUCCUGGACCGCUGCUUCCAGGAAAUGCUGGACGAAGAAGACCGGGACUGGUUCGUUCCCUCCCGGGACCUGCCUCAAGGCAUUGGGCAGCUGCAGCAGCAGCUCCAUGGACUUUCUGUCAGUGACAGUCACAGUUCAGAAGAUAUCCUGAGCAAAAGUAACCUGAACCCUGAUGCCAAGGAGUUUAUUCCAGGAGUGAAGUACUGAAUUUUCCGAAACCUUUCAGGAGGACUUGUGGGUCCCUCUGUCCAGGGACAAAACUGCACAAAGAGGCGGGAGCUGGAGGGGGUGGGGGGUGCUCAGGGGAGGGGAAAGCAGAGGGUCAAACUCGACACUGUGAAUCGAGUCACUAACUCGGGCAAUCUUAUCUACAAGCUUCUGCGUAUCUCUUUUGUUCUGCUAGCCUGCAUUGGGGCACUUUGGAUUUUUUUUCUUUUUUCUUUCAAUUUUUCCCUUUUUUCUUUUUUUUUAACAUAAUGGCCUUUUCCUCCUUUUUUGGUUUUUUGUGUGUGAGAGGAUUGUGGUCUCUCUUGUCUUUCUUUUUCGCACAGAGGACAUUUGUAUGUGUUAAGCAUCUUUUUCCAACAUUAGUGUUUAGGGAAUGCCCUUCCUAUCCUGCAGCAUACUUACCAGAUUCAAGGAAAACCUGAAGAACUCCUUCCCAUAUCCACUAAGCUGGCUGAACAGAAGGGGGGAGAGGGGUGAGGAGAGGUGGGGUGUGGGCUCCCCCAAAGUGGCUUUUGGACCGUGGCCUGUCGGAGCCGCUGCCACGGCCCCUUUCUUUCUACAAAGAGCUCCAUCCCAGGACUGUCUCUCAGUGAUCAUUCAGCAGGGAGCUGUCAGUCAUGAAUUCUUUCAAAAUCCAUCAUCACCAUGCUCACUGGUCUUCCGGGUCCUGAAAUGGAGCUCUCAAGCAUUUGGCUGUAGGCACCUUUGGUCUCCUCCUUCUCGGGUGUCCUGGGCCCCUUCUCCUUCUGCUGCCUCCUGGGUCCCUGGGCUCUUAAGGGGGUCAGUGUUACCAAGGCAGUGGGGGCAUAGGUGGCAUGCCAUGUUUGCCCACCAGCAGCUCAGGCCUGGGGAAUUCCUGUGUGCAUUAUUUUCACUCAAAAGUUGGACUGCACCACUGUGAUUUUUACAGUGCUUACCUGUUAGCAUUUGGUACUUUCUUUACCUCUGCCAGCUUUGCUCUCCAUAAAGGCCUCACCAGGGUGGGUCAUGUCCAAAGAUUUUUCUCCAGGGCUUGUCCCCCCUUGUGCAGUUUUGCCUGGGGGCUCUUUCAGAGGACCCUCGAUCUGAGGGGAGGGGCACACUCCAUCCCUGUCCGUUACUGCCGAGGGGCCCGGGAGCCCUGAUCCCAUCGAGUGUGCUCCUUUGGUUGUCCCUCCUCCUUACUGAAGGAGGUCUCUGUUGCUAGUAUUCAUGAGAAACUUAACCCAACACUAGCCUCAUGGCAAAGGGAGGAAUCAGGCCAGAGCUCCUUCACUCCAAGGCCCAGCACUUGCUGGCCCAUUUGGGCAUGUGUGCAGUAGCUGUGGGGCGGCCAGGUGGCUGUGUGUUUGAGUGCCCACGCCGCUGCUGAGAGGAGCCACUUCCUGGGAAGCCCUUGGUUUCUUGAUGAGCCAGAAGAGGGUUAUCUUUUUAACUCCAGACCCAUUUCUCUUCCCUCCAUAAUCUACCCUGGUGUUUCUUGCCCUGCUCAUUUCGGGGAGACUGUCUCGCCCCCUUGGCUCAGUGAAGUGUACCGGUCCUUGGAGAGCAGGUUGUCCAUUCAGAGAUGCCAGCAGGGUCUCCCUCCAUCCCUCCCUUCACUAGAGAUGAUAGCAGCCCACUUUGAGCUCGGGCGCCAAAUACUCCUGCUAACGUACCCAGAUCCCAGAGGGUCAGAGCCUACAAAACCAGACCCUUUUUCAUCCUCAGCCUUAAGGGAUAGUUGUGAAGGGUCUGCUCUACCCUUGGCCUCCCUAUUGGGGGUGCGGGGGAGGGGGCUUUAAGUAAUCACGGAACCCGGAGAAUACCCCAUUACAGUGAGCACAACUGGGCCGCCUUCGUGUGUGGCCUGGAAACUCCGCUCCUUCCUCUGUGCUAACGAGACUCUCUCUCCUGCUUCCGGGAUCAUGAAUGUCCAUGGUCUGGGCUUUCUGCCGGCACCACCUCUGUCCCAUCACCUCUUUGGCCAGCACCAAAUCCCUGUGGACAGAGGAACCCUUGGUCCCAGGCUGCUUGAACUCCGAGCUAAGGCCCCUGCAGGCCCAGGGAGCAGCUUUGCCCUGGUGCUGGGUGUUCAGGGGAAAGCUCUUCUCCCCGCCCCCCCCCCCUUCACCAGCCUGAACAGUCAGGAGGGAGGAGGAGGGGGAGGACAGAGCUGCUGGAGGCCCCUCCUAGUGCUCAGCCCUUUAGAGGUCUCCUUCGGGGGGAGGGUUGUACUUUAAGUCACUACUCUUUUUAGCUUCAGUAUCUUUUAAUCAGAAAUGGAAUUGUGUAGCUAUAGAAUCAUAGAUUAGGUCAUUGAGUCCAACCUCUCCAUUUGACAGGUGAGGAAAAUGAGGCAGACAGAGGCUAAGUGACUUGCCCAGGGUCACAGAGUGAGUCAGUGUCUGAGGCUGGAUUUGAACUCAGGUCUCUGACUCCAAGCCCAGCUGCUUCUCCAAUAGUGGCUCUUGGGCAAGCCUGGCAAUCCUACGUUAGGAGGGAUGUUCUGUUUUAGGGUCUGUUUAAUGAUUAUGAUGAAAUUCCCCAUUGAAUUGUGUUUUUUCAAUUUUCCCUUUAAAACAGGCUAUUUGACAUGGUGGCAGUCACCCUUGCCUUUGCCAGUAGGGAGUGUGCGGGGAGCCAGAAAUCCAUCCAGGGCAUAAAUGGCCUCUGUGCUUCUGUCAUCGGGGUUGUUGGGGGGGGGGGGCACCGUAGCAGGAGUCUUCCUGCAUUAUGUUUGCAGUGGUAGCUGUAAUACCCAGCAUCAUUGUGAUGGCAGCGCAAAGCUGGGGUUCAGGGGCUCAGGGUCAGCGCAGGUGCUGGGCAAAAGAGCCGCGGUUUGAAUGGGAUUGUUGGUUGUGUGAGAAGAAAGAAGUAGGAAGAGAGAAAUAUGGUCCUAGGGAAUAUGGAGGGGCCUGUCUCCUGGCCAGAGAGACAGAGAGACAGGCCUGGGUUAAUGGGCUUCUUUGGAGCCCCACAGAUAGUGUGAUGAAUUGCUGGGAAGGUCUGUGAGCGGGUCGGAAACUGGUGCCCAACAGAGGAUGAGCGAGAUUGGCCAGUCUGGACGAAGUGGUCAGACUUGGAGUCUCGGGGGGCUCACCCCUCACCUCCUGGGUACACCAUAUCAGUGAUUGGAGAGGUAGGCAGAAGGGGAGUAGGAAAGGGUCCUUAGCUCUAGUCUUCCUCUCUGGUUUGUCCCAGCUGACCUCCUGCCUCUUCUUCCCCCCCCCAAUCCCCACAGGAAUGGCCACUUUAAACCCUCAGUUCUCCCCAGUGGCCUGUGGAAGCCUGUCCACUGCGCCCUCUACUGUCACAGACUAGAGUUGCAGUCCCAGACAACAGUCUGGUUAGCAAGUUUCAGAAAAAAUUUUAAAACUUCCAUCCCUCCUUGCUAAGGGUGUUGGACCUGGAAGAAGGAAACUGUGUCUUCCAUUUCCCAUUAACUCUUUGGUUUUCUCUUCUUCCCCUGCCAGCCUCGCCUGGGCUGAGCAGGAAGCUGAGCACAGGGGCCUUUCCCAGCUCAGAUGCUUAUCCCUGGAGGCAGAGGAGAGAGAAGGCCUUGGGGUCUUCCUGGUACUGAGCACACUCUUUGGCUGAGUGGCUGUUACCAUGCUGGUCACUCCCCACUUGGAAAACAGAAGCACAUUUUAAAAGCAGAAACUUUUGUUCCUUCAAG